AUGAUCCCAACCAGAUGGAAUGGAGCCAAGGUGGCGUUAUUGGCGUGUGGCUCCUUCAACCCACCGACGUUUAUGCAUUUGCGAAUGUUUGAAAGGGCUCGUGACCUUCUCCAGCAGGAAUAUAAAUGCACUGUGGUUGAGGGAAUCAUCAGCCCAGUGGGAGACAGAUAUGGCAAAUCGGAGUUGAUCAGUUCAUCUCACCGCCUAAGAAUGUGCGAGUUGGCUGUAAGGAGUUCCGAAUGGAUACGGGCUGAUGGUUGGGAAUGUAGUCAAACAAGUUGGACUCGAACUCGAGUGGUCCUUGAACACCAUCGAAGCGUUCUGCAAGCCAAACAUGGGACUGAUAUUCAACUAAUAUUGCUUUGCGGAGAAGAUUUCGUUGAUUCUUUCGCUGUUGUUUUGGCUUCAGGUACUGUCUUUACUUACAUAUGCUAAAAAUUUUGAAAGUUUAUCAAGGCACGCCUUUUUAGGGGAAAAUCUAUGGAAAAGCGAAGAUUUAUCCCAUAUUUUUACUCAAUAUGGCGUGGUUUGUCUUCAGCGAGUCGGAGGAGAUGCCAGGAAGACUCUGGAAGGCUUGGCAGUCCCCAAGGAACACGUCUCUAAUGUGAUUUUCGUCCAGGACGAGACUUUCCCCAACAGUUUGAGCAGCACGCGGUUAAGGAAUGCGAUUCGGAAUGGCCUGUCGAUACGUUACUGUUCGGUAGAUGAGGUGGUUGAAUAUGUCAAAGAAUUUAGUCUCUAUAAGUAG
Messenger RNA from Bursaphelenchus xylophilus (pine wood nematode), 748 nucleotides. The record is from the annotation of a GenBank genome assembly. NCBI's taxonomy places the organism in Eukaryota, Metazoa, Nematoda, Chromadorea, Rhabditida, Aphelenchoididae.